Molecule: messenger RNA, 354 nt
Organism: Diversispora eburnea
Lineage: Eukaryota; Fungi; Glomeromycota; Glomeromycetes; Diversisporales; Diversisporaceae
Source: the annotation of a GenBank genome assembly
AUGCUACCUUUUCGUGUUUUCCGUUCGCGAACCAUUGAAGAAUAUUGGGUCAUAGACACCUCUCGAAUUCGGAGAUUCCAAAAAUUAUGUCAAUUUCAAAAUUAUAAUACUGCUCGCUAUUUCUGUGAGACAGUUACAUCUGAAUGUGUUUUGGAUUGGAAAAGAUCAGCUUCGACAGGUGAUACCACAGUAUUGAAAGACUUACCCACAAGAAAUAAUGACGUGGGAAAAGAUUUUUGUAAUAAUAUCAAGGGUUAUAAUAGUGUUUUUGCAUUUACUUUUAUAGGCAUCAAAUUGGAUAAAGAUCUUAUGAACACUAAGGAAUUUGAUCAAAAGAUAUAUUCAAUUAUAUAA